This is a messenger RNA of Hypomesus transpacificus, 4344 nucleotides long. RefSeq names its product alpha-2-macroglobulin-like protein 1. The transcript is spliced from 35 exons. Bases 58 to 4290 code for a protein of 1410 amino acids. Gene Ontology annotation, molecular function: endopeptidase inhibitor activity. The record is from RefSeq and is a predicted model, not a curated record. Lineage: Eukaryota; Metazoa; Chordata; Actinopteri; Osmeriformes; Osmeridae. Gene Ontology annotation, cellular component: extracellular region.
UCACUCAGGCAGCAUUUUCAGCUGUCCAACACGGACCGUACCGUCUUCGAACCAAAAAUGCUGUUCAUCGCUUUAGUAAUGGCUUGUGCGCUUUUGCCAACUGCGACGUCGCGCAUGUUCAAUGAAUCCAUCUACUUGGUGACGAUGAGCUCCCAGGUGGUGGGUGGGAGCAUGGAGACCCUGUGUGUCCAUGUUCACAAGCCCACGGAGCCACUUUCCCUCGUGGUGACACUUCAACUGGAGCAGGGACAGUUAGCCAGGCUGCUGGAGACCAGAGUCAACUGGGGCUUUAAUUACUGUCUCCCAUUCGAGGUACCAUCUGUGGUGCUUGAGACUGUGGCCACCCUCGGUGUCUCUCUGACUGGAUACAAAGACUCGAUGAGCAAGGAGACAAAGAUCCUCAUUAGCACCUCUAACGUCAUCACCAUCAUCCAGACAGAUAAGCCCAUCUACAAACCUGGCCAGAAGGUUCAGUUCCGCGUCGUCUCUCUGACUUCCAGUUUUGGGAUGUACAACCAGAAGUAUCAAACUGUAGAGAUUCAGGAUCCCAACUCCAACCGCAUCGCUCAGUGGCUGGACCUUUCAACGGUCAGUGGCAUGCUGGACCUCUCCCACCCCACCACAGCAGAGGCCCCUCUGGGCCGAUACGUCAUCACCGUCUGGAACGAGAAGGGCCAGGAGACCUCCACUGGCUUCAACCUCAAAGAAUAUGUUCUGCCCAAGUUCGAGGUGACGGUGUCUCUGCCCAGCGUCAACAUCCUGGACACUGAGGUCACACUGACGGUGUGCGGAAAGUACACGUAUGGGAAGCCUGUCCAGGGCUCGGUGAGGGCUGAAGUCUGCAGGUCUUCAUUUGGGUAUCAACCAGAAGGAGACUCCAACAUCUGCGAGAAGUAUAACCUUGGUUUGACUGAUCCAAGCGGCUGUGCAACACAAGUGGUGGACGUGACUCUGUUCAGACUGGACCAACAUGGGUAUCAGGAUGUCUUUGAUGUGCAUGCGGAACUAGAGGAGAGUGGGACAGGGGUUGUCGUAAAGGGCCAAGGCAGUGCCAGGUUCACCAGCUUUAUCAGAGAUAUCAUGUUUGAGGGUGUCCCCUCAUACUUCAGACCUGGCAACCUUGUCCAGGGCAAGAUAAAGGUGCUGCGCCCAGACUUCUCCCCCGCUGCCAACGAGUUGGUCUACCUGAUCCUGAAUACAGAUGGGCAGUCGGAGAACUGGACCCUGACCACAGACAGCAGUGGCAUGGUCCCCUUCUCUCUGGUCACCACCACCUGGAAGGAUCCUGUAUAUUUGAAGGCUCUCUUAAAUUUGGAAGAAGCUAAUUUUUUUGGACCGACACGCAUUCCAGGAUACUUCCCGGCCUACCACUACAUCACAGCCUUCUACUCCAAGAGCAGGAGCUCAGUAUCUCUCCAGGGUGCCAGCCAGAGAUUAUCCUGCAACACAGAUGCUGUCAUACUCGCCACCUACUUUGUCAAGGGGGAGGAACUCGAUAAGGGCCAAAAGACUCUGGACUUCUUUUAUAUGGUUGAUCACUGUCGACUGUCUUUAGAAAACCGAGGGAAUUUGCGUGUGCCACUUGAGCGUGUUGAUGAGCUUGCCCCAGUGGCCCAAGUGGUUGUGUACACAAUCAUGCCCAAUGGAGUGAUUGUGGCCGACAGCCUGGACUUCCCUGUCGAGCUCUGCCUCAAGAACAAGGUGUCUCUACAGUUUUCCUCGCUCCAGGCACUACCUGGAGGGUCUGUGUCCCUGAUGCUGAAGGCCCAGCCAGGCUCCCUCUGUUCCGUGAGGUCCAUCGACCAGUCAGUCCUGCUGCUGCAGCCUGGAGAAGAGCUCAACAUCAAUUCACUGUAUGGACUAGUACCGCUCCACCAGUUGUUGGGCUACAAUUACAAAAUAGAAGACCCUGUAUCGAACCUAUGCAGACCUGAGGGACCCUUGAACCCUUUUCCCAUGCAACAGGACUUGCCACCUCCAAUCAGCUACAGGUCUGAUGUUUACGGUGUCUUCAGAUCUAUAGGCAUGAAGAUCAUGACCAACUCUGAUGUGCAGAGACCUUUUGACUGUACAUUCUACUCUCACCCUGUGCUGAAUGCCCCCCUCGGUGGUUCAGCUGACAUCGUCCCGAAAGAGACACUGCGAACUUUCUUCCCAGAGACCUGGAUCUGGGACCUGGUGCCUGUUGGAGACUCUGGUGCCAUGACAGUUGAGAAGACCGUCCCUGACACCAUUACCACAUGGGCUUCUGGAGCUUUCUGCACGUCCCCCGGGGGUCUGGGUCUGGCUCCCAGUACGACCCUCACAGCCUUUCAGCCUUUCUUCGUCAGCCUCACCUUACCGUUCUCAGUCAUCCGCAGAGAGGUGUUCGCCCUCCGGGCCACCGUCUUCAACUACCUCUCCACGUGCAUCAUGGUCAAGGUGACCGUGUCACAAUCAGACCAGUUCAGCAUCACCUCCUGUGUUGACUGCCAGUACCAGCUGUGUCUGUGUGCCAAUGAGAGCAGAACUUUCCAGUGGCUCGUCACCCCCACCGCUCUAGGGGAGGUGAGUGUGAAGGUGAGUGCAGAGGCCCUAACGACCAUCGUUCACUGUGGCAAGAGCCUGCCCACUGUUCCCAAGAUGAGCCGCAUUGACACGGUGGUCCAGACAUUCUUGGUGGAGGCUGAGGGGAUCCCUAAGACUGACAGCUACAACGCCCUCCUCUGCCCUGCAGCGGGUCCAGUAGAGCAGACUAUCUCUCUGCAGCUGCCGGCUGAUUUUGUGAUUGGAUCAGCCAAGGCUUCGCUCUCUGUCCUGGGUGACUUGAUGGGCAGAGCCUUGAUGAAUGUGGGCAGCCUGCUGGCCAUGCCCUUCGGUUGUGGAGAGCAGAACAUGCUUCAGUUUGCCCCCAUCGUCUACAUCCUGGAGUACCUGCAGAGUACCCAUCAACUGACCACUGAGAUCAAGGACAAGGCUGUCGUCUUCCUGCAGGGUGGUUAUCAAAAUGAGCUCAACUACAGACAUACUGAUGGCUCGUACAGUGCCUUUGGCCAGGGGGAUGAAUCUGGCAACACCUGGUUGACCACCUUUGUAAUGAAGUCUUUCGGAGGGGCGCAGCCUUUCGUGUUUAUCGACCCCAUCCACAUCACCAUGGCGAAGUCCUGGUUGGCCAGUCUGCAGCAGCCUAAUGGCUGCAUCACCUCUGUGGGGAAGCUCUUCCACAAUGCCAUGCAGGGAGGCGUGAGUGACGACGUGUCCCUGACUGCCUACGUCACUGCAGCCCUGCUGGAGCUGGGGUAUAACACCACUGACCCCAUGGUUGUGACCUGUCUGGGCUGCUUACGGACUGCAAUAGCUAACCCAGUGGAUAACCUCUACACUGUAGCCCUGCUCUCCUACACCUUCACCCUGGCAGGAGACCAGGACACACGGCGCAUGCUGAUCACCUACCUGGACCUGGCUGCCCAUGUCACAGACGGUGCUCGUCACUGGGAGAGAAAAGCCACUUCUGGGACUGGCCUGAACUCCAUCUCUGUGGAGAUGACCUCGUAUGUUUUGCUCUCGCUUCUGUCCGGACCGGUGAUGGAAGGUUUCGGGUUGGACUACGCAUCCACCAUCGUCUUCUGGCUGGUCAGGCAACAGGACUACAAUGGAGGCUUCUCGUCUACACAAGACUCAGUGGUGGCACUGCAGGCCCUGGCAAAAUUCGGUGCUGCCACCUACAGUCCAGGAGGUGCUACUACAGUGGUGGUGACCUCUGGUGACUGGAGGCAGGACUUCAGGGUGGACCAGCAGAACUGCCUGCUGUACCAGGAGCAGCCACUAAAGCAGGUUCCUGGAGAGUACCGGAUCAGGGCUGAAGGGGAGAGCUGUGUGUUUGUCCAGAUCGCUCUGCAUUACAACAUCCCCCCUCGUCCAGAUGUCUCUGCCUUUACUUUGACAGUUGAGGUGGUCGAUAGGUGUCAACCCAAACCCUCCCUCAUCUUGGUGGUUAAUGUCAGGUACAGUGGUCACCGGGAUGAGACCAACAUGGUUAUUAUUGACAUCAAACUUCUUUCCGGCUUCAUCCUAGACAAGACCUCAGUGAACCCUAUGAAGGCUUCAAAGCGUGUUGAUGAGAAGGAUGGACAUGUGAUCAUCUACGUAGAACAGCUGAAGCGGAUGGAGACCAUGUCCUACACACUCGUCAUGGUGGAAGACUUUCCUGUCAAGAACCUCCAACCUGCUGUGGUCAAAGUCUACGACUACUACCAGAAAAGUGACGAGGGGGUUUGUGAGUACACCUCUACCUGUGCGAGUGACAUGUAAAAGGAUGGACAUCUGCAUUACAUUUCCUGUAUCUGACCAAUAAAAGCUUUUACC